Molecule: messenger RNA, 1533 nt
Organism: Peronospora belbahrii
Lineage: Eukaryota; Oomycota; Peronosporomycetes; Peronosporales; Peronosporaceae
Source: the annotation of a GenBank genome assembly
AUGAAAAGCUUAGUAGCCUUCCUCACGUGCGGCUCCUGCGCUAGCCGUCGUAAAAGUGACAACGAGAAUUAUCCCGAUACUAUUACAACCCCUACAGCUUCUACGCAACCGCACAACGCUGCACUGGCACAUCAAAAUCCGUAUGAUAUUCAUGGGACACCAUUGCCCAAGGGAGACCGUAAUACUCGUGAAGAUAAUCGUCGUAGUGACGCAGAUGUUGACGGAGGACGUGAUCGACGGUCUUCAAACCCAACGAGAGUAUCAAGCAGCUUUAACAGAGUGUCAAGUGGACCUAACAGAGCAUCAAGUGGACCUAUCAGAGUGUCUACUGGGCCUAACAGAGUGUCAAGUGGACUCAACAGAGCGUCAAGUGGUGUUCAAAGAGCAUCAGGUGGUGCUCACAGAGUAUCAAGUGGUGCCAACAGAGUGUCAAGCGGUCCGCAGCAGCGGCCGCGAAAUGGCUCACGAACGUACCUGCAGCAACAUCCGGAGCAGAGACCCUCACGUCCCCAGCAGCAGCAAUUUGAUCGUCCUGCCUUACGCAGCACUAUGGAACCGGAUACAAAACAAGAUAAGGCACAACAGAGUGGAAGCUCUGGCAACUCAAGCAAUGGCCGUGAUAUGGAGAUCUGCGACAGAUCUCGAGAGGCAGCUAUGCGGGUGCUGGAGCAAUUUCAGGCAGACCCGACGCUCGGCAAAAGUCGCAUUCCAUACUCUUCGCUGUAUUUCACGCGAGUGCUGAGCAAGGGAGCGUUUGGAGAAGUGUGGCUUGCUCAAUUGGAAAACAGACAGGUGGCAGUCAAGAGAAUUUUGAAUGAGAAGAAGAACGACGUGAAGGAGAUUGAGUGCUUUGGAGCGGAGAUUAAACUCAUGGCGUCCUUCUCACAUCCUAAAAUUGUUGAGUUUGUGGGUGUAUCCUGGAGCUCGAUGCAAGACUUGUGUGCUGUGACUGAGUAUAUGGGCAAGGGUGAUCUGCACGGCUUCCUCAACCGCCGACAGGGCCAAAUCAAUUGGCGUGACCACAAGAUUUUUCUCUCAGAAGAUGUGGCUGAUGCGCUCGGAUACUUGCACGGUCUGUCACCUAUGGUGAUUCAUCGUGAUCUCAAGUCAAAGAAUAUUUUGCUGGACGACUCGUUCCGUGCAAAGCUCAGUGACUUUGGGAUUAGUCGAGAACGAGCCGUAGAGGACACGAUGACGGCAGGUGUGGGUACAAUAUAUUGGACAGCACCUGAAGUACUCAUGGGGAAGAAGUAUACGGAAAAGGCCGAUAUCUUCUCGUUUGGUAUUGUCAUGGCGGAGCUGGACACGCAUACGGUACCGUACUCAGACAAGCGUGACAGCUCGGGCAAGAAGCUACAGAGCAUGAAAAUUGUGCAGAUGGUGAUCCGAAGAAACAUGAGGCCGACGUUUUCACCGGAAUGCCCACCUCUCGUGAAGGAACUAGCGGACCGCUGUUUGGACUCGGAUCCAAAUGUGCGACCUAGUGCCACGGAGCUGCUGCAGAUCAUCCAACGCAUGCAGCACCUUUUGUAA